AACUUGUCUUUGUAAAGAUAAUUAUGAUUGGCUUAUUUGUCUGAGCGUAUCAGACUGCUAUUUCCGGUAAAGGUAGGGCAAUCAGCGGGAGUUGUUGAUUCGAUAUAUGGACGUAUUUAUAAGUUUAUCUAUUCCGGAGGCUUCUAAACUGCAAGCAACACCAUAAUGACCAGCGAAUUCCAAGCCCUUGAACUAACAUCGGAAGAACGAUUUCAACUGGCUGAGCUUACAAGCCUUCAGUUUGGACAUUUAGAUGAAGACUCUUUGAUCAAGAAAAAACCUUUGAUGGAAAAGGCUAUUAGCUACUAUGAGAACUUACUGAGCAUUGGUCAGUAUUUAUCAAAUCUUGACACAAAAGAAAAAGAGAAGGAAAAUGAACCAAAUGCUGGCAACAUAAGCCGGGAAAGAGAGAAAAAAGAUGAGAGAAUGGAAGUUGAUAAAGAUCAGAAAGAAAGUGAAAAUGGAAAAUCUGCUAAAGAUGGCAGAGAAUGCAAAGAUACAAAGGACCUUAAAGAAAGUCUUGACAAGAUAAAGAAGCGAAAACCAUUAGACAGUUGGGUGUACUGCCGUUUGGGCCAUCUUCACCUGCUGCUUGAACAUUAUGCUAGAGCUUUGUCAGCAUACCAAAAGUUCUAUAUCACAGAAAAAAAUCAUUGGAAAGAUUUGUCUUUCUUGUAUGGACUUGGUUUAGUUUACUUUCACUACAACUGUUACCAAUGGUCCAUCCAACUCUUCCAGCAGUUGCUGUACCAAGACCGUCUGUUCCAGUGCUCCAAUGAGGUGCAUGCCCGCCUGGGAUUGAUGUUUAAGAUCCUGAAGAAUUUUGAUGCCAGUCUCAAGCAUUUCAAGUUGUGUCUUGCAGACAGCAGUGACUGUUCACUGAGCCCAGACGAAACUCAUCUCAACAUCGCUCAUCUUUUUGAGGUGCAGGGCAAGAUUAAGGUCGCUAAGGAAGCCUACGAGAAGUUUCUUGUGCGAGACAACCUGCCAGCUGCGCUGAAGGCCGUGGCCUUGCGUCAACUAGGUUGGCUGUACCACAACAGUGCAAAGGUCAAAGGGAAGGGUGAGCACGAGCAGCGAGCCAUUCACUGUCUGACCAAGUCAGUGGAGCUCGACACCAACAACGGCCAGACAUGGUACAUGCUAGGCAGGUGCUACUCUAGUCAAGGCAAAGUACACGAUGCCUUUGUAUCAUACCGUCAGUCUAUUGACAAGUCUGAGGCUAAUGCUGAUACCUGGUGCUCCAUAGGAGUGCUGUAUCAGCAGCAGAAUCAGCCUAUGGAUGCGCUGCAGGCCUACAUCUGCGCUGUGCAGCUGGACAAGAGCCACACAGCCGCAUGGACUGACCUGGCUAUCCUGUACGAGUCCUGUGACCAGCCCAGUGAUGCCUUGGCCUGCUACCUCCAUGCUACACAUAACAAGGACGAUGUGAAUGCCAAUGUAGCAGCCAAGAUCAAGUUCCUUCAGCAGAACCUCAACAACAUCCCCAUGCAGAACCUUCACAACAAGCCAAGAACACUACCCAGCAUAGAAGAGGCCUGGCGUCUGCCCAUUCCUGCUGAACUUACAUCACGGCAAAACACAAGUGCUCCAGCACAGAAUGGCAGCAGCAGUAGCAGUAUCUCAGUGCCAGGGUCUAUCGGGCAGUCAGGGACAGGCUCACUCUUCACAGAGACUUCUCCCUCAGAGCCAAAGAAGAAAAUUCGCAAACGAGCAUCUGGUAAAGAAUCGACAGAGGUGUUGACACUGCCACCCCAGCAGGCACCAGCACCUCAGUCCCUGACACCUCAGCAAAUGCAACUUCUCCAAUACUUGCUGUCCAACAAAGCAAACCUCAACCAGCAGCAACAGCAGUUGCUGCGCCAGUUGCAGCAGCAGUUUGCAGUGUAUCAGCAACACACACAGAGACAGCAACAGCAGCAGCAGGGAGGAAGUCUGCCAUCUGCACCACAUUCUCAGUCUUCAGUUACUUCUGUUAACCAAGGUAUCGGCCACUCAUCAGACGUACCUGCAGUCAGAGGACAACCUGCACCGCACUCACAAGCCAGCAGUGUGAGUGGCACCUACCCCCACCACAUUCCACCAGCCACCACCACCACUGCCUCAGCUGCCAGUUAUUACCCCCCUCCUCCAGCCUACUCAGGUAGCAAUACAUCAUCAGCACUGGGAGGUAGUGAGGCUGCAGUGAAGCGUCCGUUUGUGGGUGGUGAUGAACUGAGUGCCUACCUGGCACAGCAUGAGGCUUACCUGGCUGAGGACAUGCGCAGCCACAUGCGCAGUCAGCUAUGUACAUGGGGGGCUGCAUGCAUGGGCCGAACAGCCACUGGUCAGCAGUGCAGUGGCGCCACUCCUAUGAAGGUACCUAAACUUACUGUAGGUCAGGGAACACCCUCUUCCACUGCCUCUUCUUCAUUACAUUCCUCUUCCUCUGUUGCCUUGGCAACAGCUCAUGGAACAUCUCAGGUUUUGCCCUCUGCAAUGGCUCACCAUGCCAAAAGUGGCAGCACCUCAUCGUCAUCAAGUGUGGGCAUUGGUGGCAGCAAAUCUAUGACUUUGUCCUCUGUGUGGCCAGAUUCUGGCCCUACUCCUGUGUACACUGUGGCUAAAACACGAGAGUGCGGCCUUGUCUUGAAGCGCAGUCACAUACCCCCUGUCUCUGAUUCAUCAUCAUCUUCAUCCUCAACACCCACAACCACUGGCCCUGUGGCAUCCACUUCAACCUCAACUACAUCUGCAGGUCCCUUGGACUGUGAGCUUGCUCACGAAUGCAGCAGCAAACACCAAGAGGCCAAGGCAAAGCGACCAAGAGAACUCAGCAUCAAAAUGAUGGCCCAGGAGAUUCUGGAUGCAUCAAAAGGACUUGGUCUUCUGCACAAAAAUACCAUCAGCAUGUUGGGGGAUAACCUUCCACCACCUUUUCCUCCAAGUCCACCACAUCCACCCUUAUCUAAAGAUAGCCUCAAUCCCCCUACUCCCAGUGUUUAUCUGGAGAGCAAGAAAGAUGCAUUUUCUGCUGAACUUCAGCAGUUCUGCCACUCGCAGCCUGUUGUUGUUAUUCGGGGCAUGGCCGCAGCUCUCAAGCUAGACCUUGGCCUCUUUUCUACAAAAACUUUGGUGGAGGCCAACCCUGAUCAUGAAGUGGAGGUCAGGACACAGAAACAGCAGGCACCAGACGAAAACCUUGACAACAAUGGCCGUCCACAGUGGCCAUGUUUUAGUAGUCGUGGAAAAAGUUCCGUUACCAGAUAUGCUCAGUAUCAAGCCACAUCUUUUCAAGAGAGUCUUAAGGAGGAACAGGAGAAAGCCAGGGGCAAUCAGAAGCCUGAGAAAGAGUCUGACAGCGAUUCCAAUUCCUCUAACACUUCAAAAAGAAAGAAGCCCAAGAUGAUCAGGUUUGGCACAAAUGUGGAUUUGUCAGACAACGAUCGGUGGAAGAACCAACUGGCAGAACUGACUAAACUCCCAGCAUUCACUCGCGUAGUGUCAGGCAGCAACAUGCUAAGUCAUGUGGGCCACAAGAUCCUGGGCAUGAACACUGUGCAGCUGUACAUGAAAGUGCCAGGCUCUCGCACGCCAGGUCAUCAGGAGAACAACAACUUUUGCUCUGUCAACAUCAACAUCGGACCAGGGGAUUGCGAGUGGUUUGCUGUGCCUGAUGCUUACUGGGGAAUCAUUGAUAAUCUGUGCGAAAAGAAUGGUGUUGACUAUUUGACUGGUUCUUGGUGGCCGGUGCUGGAGGACUUGUAUGAACACAACGUGCCAGUGUAUCGUUUCAUCCAAAAGCCAGGUGACCUGGUGUGGAUCGGUGCUGGCACAGUUCACUGGGUGCAGGCUAUUGGCUGGUGCAAUAACAUAGCCUGGAAUGUGGGGCCCUUGACUUACAACCAGUACAAGCUAGCCAUUGAACGUUAUGAGUGGAACAAGCUCAAGGUGUACAAAUCUAUUGUUCCUAUGGUGCACUUGUCUUGGAACAUUGCCAGAAAUAUACGCAUCAGUGACUCAAUGUUGUAUGAUCAGAUCAAGUUUGUUCUGAUGAGAUCAUUACGUCAGAUCCGCAUGACCCUUGACCUUGUGGAGGAUCUAGGAAAGGAGAUCAAGUUUCAGGGUCGUGUGGAGAAUGAAGAUGCAUACUACUGUGAAGACUGUGAGAUGGAAACCUUCUGCUUGAUGUUUCUGAAGAGAAAAGAUGAACAGUUUUUGGUAUUUUGUCAAAACUGCGCCUUGAAGAUGUCCGGCAAGCUUGACAAUUUUAUUGUAUUGAUGCAGUACAAGUUGUCAGAGCUGAUUGAUCUCUAUGAUAACUUCAUUAUGUACCAGCCUCAACCUCACAGUUACCUCCUCAGUUCAUGAUGUCAAUCUGUCAAGCAUGCCUUUGUGACACGGGACCACUGGAGGUGGUCUCCCCUGUCAGCUGACCAGCUGACCUUUGCAAAGUGAAGGGAUAUCAGCAUUUACAGCAGACAUGGAGGAGCACAUCCUUUACCCUGAUCAUGCUCAUUCUCACAGCCUGGACACUUGUUUGCUUUUCAUUUGUGCAGUUAGUACACUGGAGUUAUUUACACAGACUGUCAAAAGUCAAAAGUCGGUGAAGAUAUUGUUAGACUUGGUGUGAUAUUUUGGUCAGCGCCUUCAUAUGGCAGACAAACACAGCAUUCACUGCAAAAACAUUUGUUUGCUACUCUGAAGAACUGUGCCUGUAGACUUUAACCUUAAUUAUUUGAUUUGAGAAUAUUUCUGUGGUCUCAGAUCAGGGCAAAGUUCCAAUCAAACUUCAUUCCAAUGUGAUAUUGCGAGUCAUCAGCACAUAUAUAAUAUAAGUGUGAUAUGCGACUUAUUCCAUCAGCAUAUAUCUGUUAAAACUAUGGCAGCUUCUACCUCCACCAGCUGAAGAGAUGCUCACUUGUUUUACCACCAGCAGAAAGUGGACCGUUUCUGCAUUUGUGUCUUAAAUGGUCAGCUUCCAAUGUCAUCAGGAACAAACUGCUUAAUUUUAUCUUCAGUAUUUUCAUCUGUUGCCUUCACCAACAUUUACAGUUUCCAUCAGGUGAAGAAUGUGGCUUACGGUACCCAAAGAUUCAACUGUACACCUUGGCGUCAGCUCAAUGCCUUGAGUCACCUUGCCAGCAGAAUAAUAAGCCAAACUCUGCCUUACAUCGAUGCAGCCACCGAAUUAACAUCAGCACUGAAGAAGAAAUGGCAUCAUCCAGUCGCUGUAUUAUUUAUUGUCAUUCAUGUCGACAAGUUUGUCACUGUGAACCUCACAAGCUACAGCAUCAUGCUUAACGAUGUGCAGCAACGCAUGGCCAGUACUGGCGCAUCUAUGCAACGGGACAUAACUGCCAAUAUCAUCGCAUUUUAAAAAAAUUUUUGGAUUUUAUUUUGUGCCGCUGUUGGCCAGUGAAGAUCGUAAACAUCAUGAACAUUAUCACAUACCAUUGUAAUGAAUGUACCAGGGGUCAGGACGAAAUCAUGGAGUGUUUGAUUCUCUGCCUCAGAUUCUGAAUUUAGUGAAGAUAUUUAAAGCCACUUAGAUUAUUUUCAGUUUUAUCAAUGGUGAAAUGGCAGCAAUAAAAAGGGUUUUUUCUCCCCUCUUAUAUAGGGGGGAAAGAGAUUUACUCUGCAGACAAUUUCUUUUUUUCAAUACCCUGCUCGUGAGAAGAGAGGUGGAGAGAGUAAGUCAACUGAAAAUCAAGAGAUAUGAAACUAAAAGAAAAACCACACAAAAGACCAUGUUGAUUUUUUGUGCCUCUUUAUCUGAAAAGUGUUUGGAUCCAGGGUGUAGUGCAUGUAAUUUUCUCUUCUGUCUCAUGGCAGCCAUAAAAUUAACUUAUUGGAUAAUCACAACCAUUUCAUCCUUUACAUCAUAUCUUUAAAAAACUAUUAAUUCUUUUUCCUUCCCCCUUGCAGGUUUGCACUUGUAAGUUAAAUGGUAAUCUGUAUAUGCUUGACUUUGGAAAACAAAAUGUGCAUUUUCACUCUUCUUUUGUGGUACAGACUUGGUUUCAACUCUGACUGUGAUUUCAAAAGCAUGAUAUCAAUAAACUAAAAGUGUAUGUCAGGAAUCAGGUGACAGUGUGAUUAGAAUGGAAGGGGUUUUCAAGCAAACCAGAUGUAGUGGGUGGGGGGAGCCUGUCACCUUGGUGAAGAUAUGUGUAACAAAAGAAGGAUCAGAGUUCAGCGCAAAAUGGCUCAAGGCUCUAGUUUAGGUCUUUGAAAACCCACCUCAUUUAACAUCGAAACAAUUUAUGAUUGUAUGUUUCAUGUGAAAAUUUUCUAUUUAUAGACAGUAAUAAAGACUGAUGUAAAACAAUGUUUUCAAAUUAGUACAAUGUUUUUACAUUUUUGAUACUGAAUGUUGGACUGAACUGCUAAAGACACUUUUUUUCAGUGUCUUCACACUCACUGUUUUGUCACUGUGAAAGAUAGUCACCAAGGCAUGGCAUAAACCCACAAGAGUUUGUAUCUAGCCUUGCAGACUCAAAUAGAACUAUUUUCCUACAAGAAGAAAAGGAUUUAGUAGCUAGUUUGUGACAUUGAUGAUUGCCAGUUUGGUACUUUUUUUAUGGUGACACAAAUACUGGAAGUACCUGUGUGUGUUGCUCCUGACUGGAAAAGACAUCAUCAGAUAAUUGUCGCCAGAGUUUUAGCAGGUUCAUGGGUGUGUUUAGUCUUCAGUGGUUCAGAAGGUAAAUUUGUGAUCUGAUUUUGUAUCAACAAUAACUAAAAAUUACAGAGCACAUAAUCAUGCCUAUAUGAGGAUGCUGUGAGCACUUGACACAAAGCCUAGCUAGUUCUGUUAGAAGGAAUGGAAAGGGGGCAAAUGAGGCUGAUUUCAUCAAGUAUGCUAUGCCUAGGAGUAGUGCUCAUGGAAAAAGUAUUUAUAAUGCACAAUUAAAAUGUUACUCAUCUGUGUGGUGAGUUGCAUUUAUCUCUGUAGAUGUCAUCCAACUUUGUUGUCAACCUCAUUUGUAUUAAGACGUGUAAGAUUUCUACCAUAGUGUAUCGGGUCCAUGACCCAAUGCAGGUGCUAUGUUACUCUUGGUGCCCUGUGGUUCCGGCUGUGACAUGACAGAAAAUAGUUUAGGUUUUGGUUCCAAGGAGUCAGCAAACUGGUUAAAAUGAUAAUGUGAUAACAGAUGGUGAAAUGAUGCCUGUGAUGGGAGUAAUACUCAUGAGUUUGACAAUACUUGUGAGCUGUUAGGCUGUUCUCCUCAUGCACACAGCCCCAGGUCUUGUUCAUGAAGAUAAGCUAGCUGUAUGGAACAUAAGCUUGAGUCUUAAUCAUACAGACAUUGACAACUAGAGUACACAGAACAUAGAGCUUGGGUAAAGAAACGGAGAGCCUUGGUAUUGAUCAUAAAAAAAAGGAGGCAAGAGUUGGAAAUCAGGAAUGGACUUUAACAAUCUCACUUGGCAGAUGAAAGUCCUACAGGUGGAACUUGAUAAUCUUGCAUGAUGUCCCAAAGAUGGCUGAGAGUUGUUCCCUUCUACUGGCUGGAUGAAGAAAAAGUUUGUUGAAAUCUGUGGGCUUACAAUCUCCACAUUUUGGCCAGGCCAGGCUCGUUGCUGUGGACCUCUUCAUAUUUCGAAAGCCAUUAUGUUAAGGAUUUCUUGGCUGUCACCAUAGAGUAACUGGAAAGACAUUAUCUGUUGCUUGUCCAAACUGGAAAUAGAAAUUGUGGAAGUUUGUCAGUUUCUAUUUAUUUAUCCCAUCCCUUUUGUGGGACCCAGCAUUGAUUCUACAUCAAGAAAUUCCACGAAACUGAUCUCAGUAAAACUGCUUUUCACUUGCUUCACGUGUCAUCGUUUGUAUUUCGUGUACCUGUAAUAGGUUACUAUAUAAAGCUGUGGACUGUUAAUUGAAUCAAGCAAUCUUGCUGUCAUCAUGUUGUAAUUAUUAUAAUCAUGUGAACAGAGACAUCACCUAUGCUGAUUAUCUCAUUUUUCCAUAUUCGGGACGUUUCAUGAUUAGAAUAUUUCAGCAUAAAAAUUGUCUAGAUAACUUGAACUUAUGAUAAAUAAUCAUUCAGCAAGGAGGAAGGACAUUGACAUAGCGCACAGUGAUAAUGCACACCAAACAAGGUUGUGGUGGAAGCAGAAAAUGGUAGGUUGCUUUUGACAGCACACCGAUGGAGUCUGUCUUCAUAGCUUGCCUCUGUUCACAAAAUGUUUUUUUUUUUUCCAGUGGGGAGGGAGUAUUUGCUUUUCUUCCCCACUACUGAUUACAUAACUUGAAUGUUUGUGUCUCUACUCUCUGAUAACUGAUCUUGUGCUGUUUGUUAUUGGAUGCAUAUUUUUGUUCCCAUGUUUACUGACUCGUGUAUAUAUGUAUAUAUAACGUGUAUAUAUGUGCAGUCUACUCUGUACCAAAGUGUUCUGUCAUAGUGUGUGGAGUGUGUAGCAUACCACUGUAGUUGGAAGAGCCGAGUUUUAUGAAAGAAAACAUUUAGAGAGUGAUUAGCGUGUGUGUGGAGCAAGAGAAAGUUUAAAUGUUCCGAGAGGAAGGUGGAUGAAUUGAAGAGGUUUUCAGAUGAAAAAAAGGUACUUCCUUCAUGGCUGCAGUAAUAAUAAAGUAUAUUUUAUAUUGUUUUGCGUAAAAGUCCUGAAGAACAUAGCAUCUUCUGGUGAUGUCAGAUGUCCACAGAGAACAGAUUUGUUACAAUGUUUGCAGUCAUGUGGGUAAAAAGUUUAUGUAUUUGUUAAGAACAUUACAUGUUUGUUGUGGCUGCAGUACUGUUUGUGAAUGGUAAAUUGGCUCCGUUGUAGUCACUAGGGCUGCAGAAGAGGGGUGCGUGUGUGGAAGUGUGCAGAAACAUACUAACUAGUUGGUAUCGCAGGAGAGGUUCCCUAGAAGUCCCCUGCUAAGAUUUUGUGGGUAUGAACAGAAGAGGCAGUGACGCGAUGUACAUAGAGCCAAGUCUGGACCUGGGUCAACAGCCCAUGGUUCCGUGAUGUGAGCUUGGCUUCCCAGGCAGUGAUGUGCUGUACAUAAUGCUUAGGUUUUGUGUGCACAGAAUAGAUCGAUCUUUCAUGUACCCUUGUAUUUUGUCUUCUUUUUUUUUCCCCCUUGUAUGCGAGUUAUUUCCUCAGAUCUACCUCUCUGCCAAUAAAAUUCAUCCUUCGGUUAUAUCACUUUUGUUUAGUUUCUUUGUGCCGUGAGUCUUGUAUGUACACAGAACCAGUACGUUUCACAGUCUGAUUUUUUUUUUUUUUUUUUGCUUGUGAGAAAGUGAUUUUUCUGUAAUGAUGCCUUAUUUUAUGUGUGUGUGUUUGCGUGGUUGAUUUUUUUUUUUUUAAACAGAGAGCAGGGGGAUUGAAUAAAAAUGAGGCUGUGUGGAGAAACCUGGCUCCAACAUUUUACUUACAAGAUGUAUCACACAAUUUUUUUAGUACAAAAGUUGAAGGAAUAUUAAGUUAAAACCUUGAUGUUUUCUGUUUUUCUCAAGGGGAUUGAAUGGGGAUUUUUUCUAUAACUUGAUUUGAGUAUUGUUUUACUCGAUGUUAAUGUUUUAUAAGUUUUGGUAAUGUAAGAUGGCAGGAUUGAAAUCUUGCUAAAAUCCCUGUAUUAUGCUCUCAGAUUUUUCAAGAAAAGAUUAUCUGACCCACAGUAGUGGAAGAGGUGAUAGGUGAUGGUAAAUAAUGAACCAAUUUAAACGAUUUUUGUAUGGUGGAUUGCCUGUAACCAAUAUUAUGGCAUGUUUUACUACCUGUGCCAUCAUUAUAUUGGCUCAGGUGAUACUUUUUUCCCCAAUGCCAUUAUUGCAUUCAGUCACAGUGGUUUUUGUUUGUUUUUUGUGGGUAGGGGGGGUCAACAUCAUCUCUAAAUCUUAUUAUUUUAUGUGGUUAGGUUGUCGCCCUGACGAGAUGUCCAUUCUGUUGUGGCCAAUAAAAAUUUAUCUUUCUCAGAACAAA
Messenger RNA from Pomacea canaliculata, 9912 nucleotides. Its product is annotated as histone demethylase UTY-like. NCBI's taxonomy places the organism in Eukaryota, Metazoa, Mollusca, Gastropoda, Architaenioglossa, Ampullariidae. Gene Ontology annotation, biological process: regulation of gene expression. The transcript is spliced from 30 exons. Gene Ontology annotation, molecular function: protein binding; histone H3K27me2/H3K27me3 demethylase activity; RNA polymerase II cis-regulatory region sequence-specific DNA binding. Gene Ontology annotation, cellular component: MLL3/4 complex. The coding region runs from base 166 to 4350 and encodes 1394 amino acids. The record is from RefSeq and is a predicted model, not a curated record.